CUCAUGGACCUCAUAGGAGAAGACAGAAAGUGGAUGGUGGGGAGGAAGCUAAUGCAGGUGAACGACACUCUGACUUCUGAAGAUGCAGGGCUCCGGAGCAGCAAGAACUGCACUGAACCAGCCUUGCACGAAUUCCCCAAUGACAUCUUCACCAACGAGGACAGACGACAAGGAGCGGUGGUCCUCCACGUGCUCUGUGCCAUGUACAUGUUCUACGCUCUGGCCAUAGUGUGUGAUGACUUCUUCGUCCCCUCCUUGGAAAAGAUCUGCGAGCGCCUGCACCUGAGUGAAGAUGUGGCUGGGGCCACGUUCAUGGCGGCGGGCAGUUCAGCCCCAGAGCUCUUCACAUCAGUCAUAGGGGUCUUCAUCACCAAGGGUGAUGUGGGCGUUGGGACCAUCGUGGGCUCGGCGGUGUUCAAUAUCCUGUGCAUCAUUGGUGUCUGUGGGCUCUUCGCUGGGCAGGUUGUGGCUCUUUCCUCCUGGUGCCUGCUGAGGGAUUCCAUUUACUAUACGCUGUCUGUGGUUGCCCUCAUUGUGUAUCUGAAUAAGUUCAGGGAAUGGUUAAGCUGCAGACGGGUUUACACAUACAGCCCUACAUUCAGCAAUACGCAGCAUGGAGAAUGUCUGCAGACCAGGGCAUGUGGGCAGCGGCCUGCCUGUCUGACCUCGCUUGCCACCCUAGCCACGCCCAUCGAAUGUGUUUUUAAAGGGCCGGCUGGUGUGUUUCAGAGCAGCCUGAGGGCUUUCUUUAACUGUUCUUGGUUUGUGUGCAGGUGGGAGUCUCUAGUCCUUGUGCUGAUGUAUCUUAUCUACAUUGUCAUCAUGAAGUAUAAUGCUUGCAUACAUCAGUGCUUUGAAAGGAGGACAAAAGGUGCUGGGAAUAUGGUCAAUGGACUGGCCAACAAUGCUGAAAUUGACGACAGCAGCAACUGCGACGCAACCGUGGUGCUACUUAAGAAAGCCAAUUUCCACCGCAAAGCAUCAGUGAUCAUGGUGGAUGAACUGCUGUCUGCCUACCCACACCAGCUUUCUUUCUCUGAGGCUGGCCUUCGAAUCAUGAUCACAAGCCACUUUCCCCCCAAGACCCGGCUCUCCAUGGCCAGCCGCAUGUUGAUCAAUGAGAGACAAAGACUGAUAAAUAGCAGGGCUUACGCCAAUGGGGAAUCUGAGGUGGCCAUCAAAAUCCCAGUCAAGCACGCUGUGGAGAAUGGAACAGGGCCCAGCAACGCCCCGGACAGGGGCGUGAGCGGGACUCGGAGGGACGAUGUUGUUGCCGAGGCUGGCAAUGAGACGGAAAAUGAGAACGAGGACAACGAGAACGAGAAUGACGAGGAGGAAGAGGAGGAUGAGGAGGAUGAGGAAGGGCCAUACACACCAUUCGACCCCCCGUCUGGCAAACUGGAAAUCGUGAAGUGGGUGUUCACCUGGCCACUGAGUUUGGUCUUAUACUUCACUGUACCCAACUGCAACAAGCCUCGCUGGGAGAAAUGGUUUAUGGUGACAUUUGCUUCCUCCACGUUAUGGAUCGCAGCCUUCUCCUACAUGAUGGUGUGGAUGGUCACCAUCAUUGGGUACACACUGGGGAUUCCUGACGUCAUCAUGGGGAUCACCUUCCUGGCUGCCGGAACCAGCGUGCCCGACUGCAUGGCCAGCCUCAUCGUGGCCAGACAAGGGAUGGGGGACAUGGCUGUGUCCAACUCCAUUGGGAGCAACGUGUUUGACAUCCUGAUUGGCCUGGGUCUCCCCUGGGCUCUGCAGACCCUGGCUGUGGAUUAUGGAUCCUACAUUCGGCUGAACAGCAGGGGGCUGAUCUACUCUGUGGGCUUGCUCCUGGCCUCCGUCUUCGUUACAGUGUUCGGCGUUCACCUGAACAAAUGGCAGCUGGACAAGAAGCUGGGCUGCGGGUGCCUUUUCCUGUACGGCGUGUUCCUGUGCUUCUCCAUCAUGACGGAGUUCAACGUGUUCACCUUUGUGAACUUGCCCAUGUGUGGGGACCACUGAUCUGCUAGGCCACCCGCAGAGGCCCAGGUCCUUCCUUUCUGUGCAAUACGAGACCCGGCCGCACCCGAGUCAGCGGGCCCCAGGGUCACGGCGGCCGUCUCUCCCGUGCUGUCCACAGCCUCCGCUCCUGUCCUGGUGGCUCAGGCUGUCCCCGGCCCAUUCCUCGCUCCCCCACCUCGUGUGAAGACGUCCAACAUCUACGUGAAUUUUCAGGCUCCAUUUCUGAACAGUGACUGAGAUUCUAGAAAAACUGGCUGCUAACUGGCCCAAGCCAGGCAAAACUGAUCACAAUCCCUCCUCCUUUUUUAAGUUAUUUGAUGGAAGACUAACCUAAUUUAUGAUCUGAGACUGUUGAAGACAUAGAGAGGCUCCACUGAUCGCAGGGAGUGUUUGGGAUUUUGUUCUGUUUUGAGGUGAUUCCCAGGGUUACUGCGUUUGGGGGGUUGUUUUAUUGGGGAGGGGGCUCCCCCUUUUCUUCCAGAGAUCAAGAGGUCCCCUUGUGUCGUCUUUCUCUGGGCUCUGGAUUAGUUGAAGACCCACAGGUGGUACUGCCGCGUCUCCUGGGACUGAAUCCCAGCUAUGCUGGAGGAUGCCUGGAUUCAGUGCUUGUUAGAGCAGCGCCAAGCAAGGCCACCAGGAACAACUGCUUGUCAUUUUAUACCCAAGGACACCUCGCUAAAGUCUUGUGGGCGUGACAGUGGGAGCUGUUUUGGAGGAAGAAGACAGCUUUUCCCACGUCCAUUAUGACCAUCUCUUUCUCACUAGGUUCUUUCUAGUUUUCAAGCAAUAGUUUUAGCCUGCCUGAGGCCUUUGACAAGCGGGCCCGGUCAAACUCUCCGUCCGCUAGGCUCCAGGCAGUCAACGACAGAAGCUUCCCCAACAUGUGAGUCCCUGAGAUGUGCUCUUGUUGCUUGGUAUUUGGGGUGACAGGGAGUGACCCAGAGGCCACCACUGUUUUCCGUGCAGGAGUUAGAGACACUGGUUUCUUGGACAUUGGAGAGAAGCGCACUUUGCACAGACAUUGUCAAUUAAGUCCCGAUUCGCCACUUGGUAUCGAGUACACUGGACCCUGACAGCUGGGUUUGGGCAAGCAUCCUUCCUCAGGGGACGCCUCUGCCCAGUCGGCCCAGCCCCACCCUCCCCUCCUGGAGGGAUGGCCAGGGAAGGAGAAAACACAGAGAACUGACACCUUUGAAACCACAGAACGUGUUAAACGCGGACUCGCUCAAGGGCAUAAGUUAUUGUGAACGUUUUUUGCCAAUCACUGCUCAGCAGCCCUGCUAGAUUUUGUAUGAUGCAGACUUAUUAUGCAGAUUAAUUCCACCGAGUUGAGACCCACCCAUGCUUAUUACACUUGUAUUUAUUGAAACUGUGGAUUCUUGCCUGUGCUGUCCCUUGUAUUUACUUUAAGCACUGAUCACUUAUCAUUCAUUCCGUAUGGUUUUCCCCAUCCCUUGUACACAUCCUGGUAUGAAUUGUAAAAAAAAACCUGCUACCAACUGGUUGAAUGUUUCUGUCUGUGGUGCAAACCAAGGCCAAUGUGAGCCAAUGGGGCACCUGCCUGACUGAGGAAAGGAGAGGAAAUCACCAAUUUGGGCUCUCAGAGCUAAGACACACUUAUGAUUCUGUUGCACAUUUUGCACUGGUUUAUGGCAAUUGUUUUCUUGGAUGAAUAGUGUAAAAUAAACUUCUCUGUUCUAUACCCUU
Galeopterus variegatus (Sunda flying lemur) is the source of this 3708-nucleotide messenger RNA. It is a transcript of the gene SLC24A3, whose product is annotated as solute carrier family 24 (sodium/potassium/calcium exchanger), member 3. Gene Ontology annotation, molecular function: calcium, potassium:sodium antiporter activity; calcium channel activity. The coding region runs from base 4 to 2001 and encodes 665 amino acids. The record is from RefSeq and is a predicted model, not a curated record. NCBI's taxonomy places the organism in Eukaryota, Metazoa, Chordata, Mammalia, Dermoptera, Cynocephalidae. Gene Ontology annotation, cellular component: membrane. The transcript is spliced from 15 exons. Gene Ontology annotation, biological process: calcium ion transmembrane transport; intracellular calcium ion homeostasis.